UCCGCGUUAAAAUUUUUUUUCGCUGCGUGUGCGUGUGCUUUGGCAACGGCAGCUGCUGCUGUUGUUCUUUUAUUUUUUUGUUAUUUUUUCUAGUUUGUUGAGUUUGAAUGUGCAUAUGCCAUUAACAUUAAAUGCAAGCAGCUAAUACGCAAGGCAAUUCAAUUCCAAUAAGAGCACUCCUGCAUCAUUAAAUUGUGCAAAAACAGUGCAAAAGCACUAAAAACAAAUGAAAAGACAAUUUAAUCAAACAAAAACAAACAAAAUAAUUGCAUUUAAACUUGAAACAACGCAGCGCCUACGCUAGGCGGCUCAUCACCCAAAUGGCGCUGCUGCUGCCAAUGCCCAGGAAUGGCUUUGGCUUAAACUGUUACUGGUAUUCCCAGCUCACCUAAAAAAAACACUGCUAGUGAGAGAGGGAGAGAGCGAGAGCGCGCGCGCGCCCGCCCGCCCGCCAACUGAAAGAAGGCGCGAGUGCAAGCGAGCGAGAGCGUAAGUCUCUUGGCUGGGCAGCGCACAGAGAUGGGUCCGAAGAAGCGUUCCAGCGUCGCCGAGCGACAGCAGCGCUCCACAGCUGCGGCUGCUGCGGCGACGACGACGGCGACGUCUGCCACAGCGACGACGUCGGCGUCGACGUCAAAGAAGCGCAGCAGUGGCAAGCAGCAAAAGCUAACGGACGAGCCGGAGGAUAAAAGGUGUGCCAAAUCGGAGGCAACACCAACAGCAAUAAAGCGACAGCAACAGCAGGCGACGGGGUCCAGUGCAAUAGCAACAACAACACCAACAACAACAACAGCUGGAGCAGCAGCAACAUCCGCUGCAACAGCAACAACAACAUUAGCCUCAGCCACUGCCAGCACGGAGAAGUCUGGCGGAUCAAGUACGCUAAAACUGUCGCCGGAGGAGCGUCAGGAGGACGGCAAGGCGCGAGCCAUAAAUAAAAUGCUCAAGAGUCUGGACAUUAAGAUUCAUGGCUUUGACAAUCUGCUGCCCAGCGGCGAGGAGCGCAUGAGCGAGGGCCUCAAGUCCUCCAUAUCGGAGAAUGUGAAGACCAAAUCGCGCGCAGCAGCUGUCAAGGUCAUAGCCAGCCUGAAUCCUGGCAAGCCGCUAAAUGUCAAGCGCCAGCGUGUGGACAACGAGGCCAGCAAGUUGGACAGGGAGCGCGACAAGGAGAAGGAAAAGGAGAGGGAUAAGGAUAAGGAUAAGGACAAGGAAAAGUCCAAGGAGCCGGAGGCAGUAUUAAGCGAGCCAAAGGAUGCUCAUUGCGAUAGCAAAGAAUCUCCUGGUGCCAAAGGCGCCAAACAGUCCGCGGCCAAAAAGGCCAAGCUCGAGCCGCCGUCCACAUUGGCAGCCAAAGCGACAAAGGCGGCGCCCAAAAAACAACAACAACAACAACAACAAACGCAGCAACAAACGCCAAAAGACAAGGCCAGGGGCGGUGUGGCAGCACCCAAGGGUGGCAAGAAGGGCGCGCAAGCAACAGCAACAACAACAAUAACAACAACAACAGCAACAACAACAACAGAGUUGGAGCAGAGCAAAUCGAAGACACGCACCCAGCUGGACUCCAACACGGAGCUGGUGCACAUGGAUUUGGAGGAAAUCAAUAGUAUGCAAACACCGCCAACGCCGACAGCGACGCCAACGCCAACGCCGGCGCCGACGCCGACGCCCAUGGCCACACCCAUAGAGUCAACGCCCACGGGCAGCGGGAUAAUAACACCAAGCCCUGCAGCUGCAGCAGCUGCGCCCGCCAAGCAGCGGCCCAAAAACAAAUACAGCAAAACAUCAGCGGGCAAAGGCCGACUGCAGCAGGCCUGCAGUAAAACGGCGCUGAGCUCCUUGAAUGCGGCGAAUGAUAUAUACGAUUUCAAGAGCGGCUCCGAGGAUGAGGAGCCUAUCAAAAUGGUGCUGCCAACGCUGAAGGAGCUGCGCGAGUUUUCCGACGAGGAUAACAGGCCGCUCAAGCAGCUGGAGCAGAAGCUGCUGGCCAAGGACGAAAAGGCCAAACAGGAGCAAGCAGCAGCAACAGUUGCUGCUGUGGAGCCGCCGAUCAGCGCUGGCAAAGGCGGCGGCAAGAAGCAGAUCAAACGCAAGCUAAAUACGCCCACGUUGACAACAACAGCGGCAGCAGCCGCAGCAGCAGCAGCAACAACAACGACAGGUGGCACAACAGCAACAGUUGGUGCUGGCAAAAAAAAGCAAGCGGCAGCCAAAUCAAAGCUGCCAACGCCGCCGGCAGCGGCGGUCAGCGAUAGUUCGCGCUCCGAGAGCAGCGAUUCGGAGGAUGAGAAAAAGCUGAGCAGCUAUGGGGCCAAGCGGCAUCGCAUGGCCUCGCUGAAUGCGCUGGCCAAGGUGCAGUGCCUCUAUGAGAAUGAAUCCCGUACCGCCCAUGAGCUGGGCCUAUCCAAGGCGACGCAGCAGCCGCCGCGCAUACGCACGCUCGAUGGCAGCGACGAUGAUAACAACAAAAGCGAGCUGCCGCCAGACAGGGACAGGGACAGAGACCGAGAUAAGGAAAAAGACAAGGAUAAGGAGAAAGCAGAGGCAGAGAUUGUCGUGGAGCCGCGUCGUGAGCUGCGCUAUGUGCCCGGCGGACGCGGCGUGGGCAAGCAUUGGGAGUUCGAUAGCGACAGCGAGGCGGAGGAGCUGCAGCUGCAGCGUUUGCAGCAGCAAAAGAAGAAGAAGCUGCAGAAGAAAACGACCGCCAAGAAGCAAACGCCAGCGGCUGGUGAUAGUGAAUCCAAGAAGAAGAGCCAUCACAAAAAAGUCCCAGUCGAGGACAGCGAUACGGAGACGCAACAGCAUGCCCAGCAUGACGCCGAUAGCAAGGACAAGGAUCGUGACAAGGAGAAGGCAAAGGAUAUGGAUAAAGCCAAAUCCAAGCCGCCGCCCAAACAGCUGCCCAAGAAGCGCAAAAGCGCCUUCACCGAGGAGCUCAUUGGCGACUAUAAGGGCAUAUUGGCGCGCAAGCGCAUGGCCAGCCUCAAUGCCAGCGCCAUUGUGGCGGCCACCUACGAAGUGGAACGGCAUCUGGACAAGAAUUUGGCCAGCGAUUGCAGCAGCUUUGAGAGCUACGAUGAGCUGGAAACCACAAGGCCGACGGUUACGAAGGUAACCAAGGCUACGAGCGCGACCAAAGCCCAAGCCGAGCUGCACAUCAAAAAGGAGCCCAAAGAUUGCAAGGAUAAGGACACCAGAGAGUCCAAGGAGGCCAAAGAGCUAAAGGAUCUUAAGGAUGCGGCAUUAAGCAACAAGCCGCAGAGCAAUAUGAUCGAGGAGAGCAACGAUUCCAAGUACUCCAAGGAGACCAAGGAGACGAAUACGGACACUACCAUUACAACAACUGGCUAUCGUGGCGAUUCGAGCAGCGCUAAAGAUGCCAAGGACUGCAGCCGUCCAACGUCAUCCAGUGUGGUCAUUGUUCAGGACACGGAUGUCACCAUUACCGGCGUCUAUGUGAAUGCCAGCAAUGGUGCCGCCCAGGAGGCAUAUUGUAAAAUGCAGUAUCGUGUCCAGUCCAGCGUUACCGAGGAGCGCCUUCUGCGACCCGGCUCCGUGGAGCCACCCAAAUCCUAUACGCCACUCAGCGCUCUAUCCAGCAUGCUGCCACCUGGUGCUAGUUCCGGUCUCAGUGAGGCGCACAGCUCGCCGCCGCUGCCCGUGCAACCGCCGGCGCCGCACGUGCUGCUGCCGGGCGAACCGCUCAGCGCGGGCAUGUAUCAUGCGCCGGAUUUGGGCCUGCAUACAGAGCAUAUGCCGCCGGAUCAUCAUGGACCGCCGCCGCCAUCUUAUGCAGCCGCUGCGGCUGCAGCUGCCGCGGCCGCUGCCGCUUACCAUGCCCAUCAAUUGGCGCCCGCCGGCAGCGGAGUGCUGCACAUGCAUCAUCAGCAUCAGUAUGCGGCCGCCCAUGCAGCGCAUGCGGCACACGCCCAUCAUUACCAGCAGGCGGCAGAGUAUCAUGGUGGUCCGCCACCGCCGCCUCAUCAUUAUGGUGGACCGCCGCCGCAGGCCCAUUACGGUCCGCCGCCGCCGCAGGGUGGUCCGCCCACGGUGCCGCCGGAUCGUUGCGAUGUUGGCUCACCGCCGCCUUCGUAUAGGGCUAGUGCAUAUCCGCCACCCCCGCCAGUCGGGCCACCGCCAACGCUGGGUGGCGGCUCAAGCGCAUUCUGUGCGCCCAACCCCCAUCAUCAUCAUCAGCAGCAUCAGCAACAGCAGGCGGGUCUGCCGCCACCACAUCACGAUCCCAGCGGCUACUAUCAGCCGGCGGGUCCGCUGAUCUCGCCGCAUGUCAUUGGGCCACCGCCACCGCCAGCAACAACAGCAGCAGCCGCCCAGGCAGCGGCAGCAGCAGCAGCCGCAGCAGCAGCUGCAGCAGCGGCGUCCACGCCACAGCAAGUUAAGAAGCUACCCGAGGACGAAUCCCCGACGCAUCCAUCAAACAACGCCGCACAGCAGUCCCAGCAGCAACAUCAGCAGCAGCAGCAGCAGCAUCAAGUUGCUGGCAGCGUUGAGGUUGAGCCGCCAGCGUCCGUUCAGCAGCUACAGCAGCCGCAGCAGCCGCAGCAGCCGCAGCAACCGCAUCCAUAUCCUGGGGCUAGCGCUGUGGCGGCUGCUGCAGCAGCCGCUGCCGGUCAUCCGGGUGUGCCGUAUCCGCGCUCCAUGCAUGCGGCCCAAAUGCACUAUUCGACGGCAUAUCCGCCCAACUAUUAUUCACCGUAUCCGGGCGAGGUCAUGUGCUACUCGCCACCUGCGUAUCAGCCGUAUUUCUCUAGCAAGGUAUAUCAGAGCGGACCGCCGCCACCGCCGGCACAUCCGGCUGCACAUCCGCCGCCGCCGCCACCGCCGGGCGCCUAUCGACGCUAUCCGUAUUAUCAGCACGCUGGGCCGCCGCAUCCGCCGCCGCCCGAGCUUUACGAACAGCAACCGCCACCGCCGCCACCGCAAGGUGUGCCGCCGCAACAGCAGCCGGCCUCGAUUGCAGCAGCCGCCGCUGCCGCAGCCGCAGCAGCAGCUGCAGCCGCCGCAGCUGGUGCAACGCCCGGGCCAGCCGGCACACAGCUGGUACCCGCACACCAGCAACAGCAUCUGGAACAUUAUCCGGGACCGCCCAGCUACUACGCCGGCUAUAGUCCAGGAGGCGGCAGCGCCGCCGGCCAGUGCUACACACGCGGCCUGCAGGGUCCGUAUAUGGAGUAUCCGCCGCAGUGUCCGUGUCCAAUGCAACAAUCGUGUCCAAAAAACGUCCAUACUGGGCCUCAUAUUGGUAGCAACAGCAACAGCAGCAGCAACAACAACAGCAGCAGCAUCAGCAGCAACAACAGCAGCAACAACAGUUCCACGCACAAGACGAGCAGCCAUAGCCAGAGUUUGCUGCUGAGUGCUGGGAGCAACAACAGCAGCAACAUGCCUGUGCAUGGCAGCCAGUCGAGCAGCGAUGGCAGCUUGACUGCCAGCAACUGCAACAGCAGCAGCAACAGUUUAGCAGGUACAGCAACAACAGCAGCAGCAGCAACAGAGACAUCGUCAACAACAGCAACAACAACGACAACAGCGCUGACUACCAGUAGGGGCCCAGUUAAAAAUGGGAUCAAUAACAACAACAAAAGCAAAGACACGACAACAAUGACAGCAACAACACCGACGGCAACGGCAGCAACGAACACAACAUCAACAGUUGCAUCUGUUGCCACGUCGGCAACAACAACCACCAACAACAUGGGCACCCAGUGCCAAAUGCUGGUCAAAACGGAGCUCAAGAGCGACGUCGAGUGCCAAGUGACCAAAAUGCAAUACGAGGCGCAUGUAAUGCCGCCGCCAACGCCGCCCGAAAGCUACUGUGCCAGCGAUGAUAAAUUGCUGGAGGAUCAGGAGCAGGAGCACGAACACGACCAGCAACAGCAACAAUUGCAGCUGCAGCAACAGCCAAAGGACAUCGAGUCCUAUGAUUUGACGGGCAGCACACCGCCGCCGCCAGUUGUGUUGCCACGCAAGGCGCGCAUUGGCAAGAGCAUGGCCAGGGAAAUGGUAUAUGCGGCACAGCAGCAACAGCAACCGUUGCUGCAGCAACAGCACCAACUACAUCAACACCAACAACAGCACCAACAACAGCAGCAACAACUACAACUGCUGAGCAAGCAAGCAGAAGCAGAACCACAAUUGCCUUUUGUACUUAAAGCAGAAAUCAAAGCGGAGACCAAAAUCAAAAUCGAGCACGAUGAACUAGCAGCAGCAGCAGUUGCAGCUGCAUCAGCUGCUUUAACGGCAGCAACAUGCAACACACAUAUCAGCAAACUGCCGGAUCUGAAGCCCACAAUCAAAACGGAACCAGAGCUUGACUUGGAGAAGCCAAAGCCGCAGCAGGAGGAGCAGCAGCAGGAGCAGCCGCCGCAACAGGAGCAAUUGCCGCCUAAUAGCAGCAGCAGCAACAGCAGCAAUGUUGCCGCUGGCAGCAACAGCAACAAGCGCAUCAAUUUGCUUGCAUCGGCAACGCAGGGCAAAAAGUCAAAGGUGCACAGCUACAAGAGUCUCAUCAAGCAGGCGGAGCCAAAGACUUAUCUCUCCACCGGCCGCAAAUUUGUGCAGCGCUAUGGCCGAACGCCGGCCAAAUAUGUAAAGCGGCGGCAAAUGUUGUUAACGCAGCAGCAACAUCGAUUGCGCGCGCAGCGACGCGAGCAACAACGCAAACAGCAGCAGCAACAGCAGCAGCAGCAGAAACAAACGGCGUCAACUGCAGCCGCAGCAGCUGCAGAUGAGGCAGCAACAACAACAACAGCAGCAGCAGCAGCAGCAGCAGCAGCGGCGGCGGCGUCGACGGCGGCAACAUUGUCGCUGGGCAAAAGCUGCUCGCCCAGCGCAUCGCCAAAGCGUGCACGUCCACGUAAACAGGCAAUUGCAGCACUGCAUCUGCUGGAGAGCCUGGACACGACAUUGACGCGCGGCUAUUUCAGCGAUCCGGAGCUAAACAGCAGCAGCUGCAGCAACAGCCGCGGCACAGCACCAACAGUUGGCCUGUACGCGCCGGCAAUACCGUCGCCAUUGCUGGCGCCGCAGCCGGCGCUGUUGAGCGAGAAGCGCUCCAAGUCGGAGACGAAAAAACCGCUGCUCGCAGCGAACUGUGCGGCGAGCGUUGCGUUGGCGUCGCUGGCGACAACGUUGCCCACAAAUUCUACCUCAGCUGGCGUCGAGCCGCCGGCCAAAAAGCCGCGCAAGCAGCCGGCUAAGGCCAAGGCCAGGCCGAUAACGGCCAAAAGCCGAAAAGCAGCAACACCAGCAACAGCGUCAGCAUCAGCAGCAGCAGCAACAGCAACUGCAGCAGCAGCAGCUGAGGCAACAGCAUCAGCUGAUGCCGAGACCAAUAACAAUGAGUAUCAGAUGGCAGAUUUGCAGGCGCAAAAGCUAAGUGCCACGCCCACAGUGCCAGUUGCCGGUGCUGUGCAACAAUUGUUGCCAGACGAAACGGUAGCCAUCGCCGCAGCAGCAGCAGCCGCAACUCAUCCGCCGCAACAUUCCGAUGAGCAACAACACAAGUUCCUGGUGCCCCACAAGCCAAUCGAGACACCUUUACCGCCCACAGCAAUGGCAACAAAUGCAACGCCAGCGUCCACGGCGCGUCACGCCCCCACAACAACAACAACAGCAGCAACAGCAGCAACAACAACAACGCACACAAAACGGGCGCGUUCCCGCUGCAAAUUUGGCAACCGAAAGAAACAACGCCAUCGUCCUGGCGGCGUCAGCUACGAGGUGGACGAAACGCAGCCGCCGGCAACGCGGGCGAAUGUGGUGCCCAAAUGGAACAACGGCUGGAUGUGGGCGGGCAAGGCGUUCCAGGGUCCAGUGUUUCUCAAUAGCGAUGAUCCGUUGGUGCUGCGCACUUGCUAUCCGGCCAUGCGGCAUGUGGAGGGCGACAUCAUUCGCACACGCGACUGCGUCCUGCUGAAGGCCAACGAGGACAACGAGCUGCCUUAUGUGGCCAAGGUGGCGCAUCUCUGGCAGAAUCCUGAGGAUGGUGAAAUGAUGAUGUCCCUGCUAUGGUAUUAUCGCCCCGAGCACACGGACCAGGGCCGCCAGCGCAAUGACUGCCCGGACGAGGUGUACGCGUCGCGUCAUCGGGAUCACAACUCGGUGGCCUGCAUUGAGGAUAAGUGCUACGUGCUGACCUUUAGCGAAUAUUGCAGAUAUCGACGACGCCUGCGCGCGGCCGAGGAGGAUGUGGAGGAUGUGAGCAUUGUGCCGCGACGCAGCAAUACAAGCAAUUGUUUUACGGUACGCACCGUUCCGGAUCAAACGAAUCCGGAGCUGGUCAUGUUCUGCAGACGUGCCUACGAGUUUCGCACGCGUCGCCUACUCAAGCUGCCGCAGAAGAACGCGCUGGUCUGCAGCUAGCGCCGGGCCACUUAGGGUCUUGCCCUAAACGAAAAUCAAAGCAAAUUUUGGAAUACGCUGCGGAGAGGCGAGUGCGGCAUGGUGCAGUCCAAGCCAUGCCACUAACAACAGCCUGGGCAGAUGAGAACGGGCCAAGACACAACAUAUAACACACACACCCACACACACACACACACACAUACUCAAACAAAUACACACACACGACCAAAAUGGGGAGAGCAAAAUGAAUGGAAAAGAGAAAAUGUAACUGGAAAAACUACGCAGUUUAUUUUCAAGUAAUUUUUGUAUUACCCAACUUAUUAUUUAUUAUGCGCCCAACAACACACACACACACACACACACACACACACACCUUGUUAUUAAGUUAAAUGUAUUUAUUAUUCUUAAGUUUAGUCAGCAAUCUUUUUUCCGCUCCCUUACUCUAAAUGUAUAUGUUUUUUUUUUCUCUAUAUAUAUAUAAAUAUAUAUAUAUAUAUUUUUAUUUCUGACUCUACUCUCCAAAAAACUUAUUUAAUGCUCAGGCAAACACUUUGCGCACACUCUGCUCCAACUGGCAAAAUCUUUGUAAAACGACUUGGAAACAA
Messenger RNA from Drosophila montana, 8969 nucleotides. It is a transcript of the gene Hers, whose product is annotated as Histone gene-specific Epigenetic Repressor in late S phase. The coding region runs from base 520 to 8385 and encodes 2621 amino acids. The transcript is spliced from 9 exons. The record is from RefSeq and is a predicted model, not a curated record. Gene Ontology annotation, cellular component: chromatin silencing complex. Gene Ontology annotation, molecular function: chromatin binding; transcription cis-regulatory region binding. Lineage: Eukaryota; Metazoa; Arthropoda; Insecta; Diptera; Drosophilidae. Gene Ontology annotation, biological process: negative regulation of DNA-templated transcription; heterochromatin formation.